AUGAGGGCGAUUUCUUUCAAGGCGAGGAGUCUUGUACACCACGGCCAAAGGUGCGCCUUCUCUUCCUCGCCCCGGCGACUGGACAGCUAUGGCUUCAUCGGCCUGGGUCAAAUGGGCUACCAAAUGGCCAAGAACCUGCAAGCCAAACUCCCACCGGACGACACGAUUCGAUUGUUCGACCUCAACAAGAACGCCGUCCAGGAAUUGGCACAGGAGAUGAAGACUUCUCAAGCAGGCGGAGCCAUUGUCGAGAUAGCAGAGAGCGUCAAAGAUGCUGCCAAAGACUCGGAUACCAUAAUUACCUGCUUGCCGGAACCAUCUCAUGUCAAAGGUGUCUUUGCCGACAUUCUGACACCAGAUUUGCCCAAAAAGAACAACAGGAUAUUCAUCGAUAGUUCUACAAUCGAUCCCUCUACCUCGCGCGAAGUAGCAAAACAGGUUGCUGCCGCUGGUCAGGGCCAAUUCGUAGAUGCGCCCAUGUCGGGAGGUGUCGUGGGCGCUCGCGCGGGCACACUGACAUUUAUGCUGGGGGCGCCAGAUGCUCUCGUGCCAAAGAUUGAGGCGAUACUGCUGCGGAUGGGGAAAGCCGUGCACCACUGCGGAAUACAAGGCACUGGAUUGAGCGCCAAGCUGGCCAACAAUUACUUGCUAGCCAUCAAUAACAUUGCAACAGCAGAGGCCAUGAAUUUGGGCAUUAGAUGGGGCUUGAAGCCCAAGACGCUGGCAAAUAUCAUCAACGUCAGCACGGGGCGGUGUUGGCCCAGCGAAGUCAACAAUCCAGUGAAAGGCGUCAUCGAGACAGCACCAGCCAACCGCGAUUACUCGGGUGGCUUUGGUAUUGGUUUGAUGAAGAAGGAUCUUAAACUCGCCAUUGUCGCGGCCAAUGAGGCCGAUGCCAAGCUCGAACUCGGCGGUCGUGCACGAGAAGUCUACGAGGAGGCCGAAAAAGCUGAUAAUUGCAAGGGGAAAGAUUUCUCAGUCAUAUAUAGGUUUAUUGGCGGAAAGGAAUAG
Pestalotiopsis fici W106-1 is the source of this 1011-nucleotide messenger RNA. RefSeq lists its product as uncharacterized. Gene Ontology annotation, cellular component: mitochondrion. The transcript is spliced from 3 exons. The record is from RefSeq and is a predicted model, not a curated record. Lineage: Eukaryota; Fungi; Ascomycota; Sordariomycetes; Amphisphaeriales; Sporocadaceae. Gene Ontology annotation, biological process: L-valine catabolic process. Bases 1 to 1011 code for a protein of 336 amino acids. Gene Ontology annotation, molecular function: 3-hydroxyisobutyrate dehydrogenase activity; NADP binding; NAD binding.